Adineta steineri is the source of this 2235-nucleotide messenger RNA. The record is from the annotation of a GenBank genome assembly. NCBI's taxonomy places the organism in Eukaryota, Metazoa, Rotifera, Eurotatoria, Adinetida, Adinetidae.
AUGAUCGAACUAGUUGGAACAACGCUACAAACUGAUGCGAUGGACAGUGAUGUACCUUGCAUCGGUUUCUGUAAUUGGAAACGUAUAUCAGUAUUUCGAAAUACUGUUCCGAUUGUUACGCUGUUACUUGGUGGCAACAUUACAACACUCGUUGUUAUAUGUGAAGGAUUACAGAAUGAAACACCAGUUGUUGCUGUUCUAGGUACAGGUCAUCUUGCAGAUAUCGUCGCUGCCCUGUGCUACGAUCUACGCUCAUAUCACGAACUUACCCAUAAACAAUUCAAUGAUUAUCCAGAUUUAAAGAAGAAAUUAGAAGAAAAAAAGGAGAAAGAUAUACAAGAGUGCAAACUUAGAUUGAAAGAAUUGGGGCGUUUAGAAGGAAAGAAUACAGAUCAAAUCGAUGAUAAAAUUAACAAAUGUGUAAAAAUACUAGAAGACAUGAAUACACUUAUUGCUGUAUACGAUGGAGUUAAAUGUAUUGAUAAUCUAGAAGAUGUGAUUGCAGAUGCAAUGUGGAAUGAAAUAUCCUAUCAUCGCAAGAAUAAGGAGACAAGAAACGAUGGAUACGAUCCAAGAGCUGAAGAAUUGAAAUGGUGUUUGAUCUGGAACAAGGAAGCACGUGGAGAACUGGAGAUUUGGAUUAAUAGUGGAGACGAGAAUUUGGCAUUGGCAGAAACUAAGCGACGUUGGGUAAGCAAACUUGGGCAAUCAGCACUCUUCGAAGCUUUGUGUCGAAACAAAGUCUCUUUCGUCAAUUUGCUCAUGGACAACGGUGCAUCAAUAGAAGCAUUUGAAAUCAACGAUUUGCAGAUUAUUUGUAAAAAAGCAAUGAAUGACGAUGCUCUGCCUCUCGACUGGCCUCCACGUCAUCUUCAUGCAUCAUAUGAUCCGACAAAAUUACAAUUCGAUGGACACUCAAAAAAUCUCAUCGAUGAAUGUUUCAUUCAAGAUAAAAGUCUUGCUAUUAGCGUACUUGAAUGCAAAGCUCCGGCAUUGUAUCAUUGCACGCCGUUGGAUGUAGCACGACGUACCGACUGCAGGGGUUUUCUUGCCAGCGAUACUGUUCAAGCACAUCUCGAUCAAAAGUGAUCUACAGAAGAUUGGAAUUUUGAGAGUAUUCGAGGUCAUAGACGCCAGAACACUGGUUGUAAGAAGUGGUGCACAAAGCCAAUUGACGGAUUGCGUGAUCUAUGGCUCAGAAUUGUCUGGUUUUAUGAAGCUCCAGUAGUGCGCUUCUACUACCAUGCUAUAUUCUUCUUUGCAUUUCUAAUUCUCUUCAGUUAUGUUCUUCUCGUUGACUAUUUUCCGUUGAAUAUAUACGGAGAAACGCGCUCUGGUUAUCAAAUUUUAAGAAUUCCAAUCUCCGAAAUUGUGUUGCACAUUUGCAUUUGGAGUUUAAUUAUCGAUGCAUUACACCAGGUGAUAAUACGUGCACAAUUGGGUUAUAAUAAUAUUAUUAGCACUUGGAAUUGGGAGGAUCUAGCAGCCGUUACUUUUUACUUGGUUGGAUUUAUUACCCGCUUUUUUGUUAUCGAAACACUCUUCAUUGUAUCAAAGAUAUUCAUGGCAAUCGAUCUGAUUAUUUGGUCUUUUCGUGUACUUCAUCUUUUUACUGCUUAUGAAAUCUUGGGUCCUAAAUUAGUCAUGAUUUAUAAAAUGAUGAAAGAUGCCGUUCUGAUCUUCGUGUUUUUCAUUCUUAUUCUUCUCUUCUCAUUUUCGGUUACAUCCUGGUCUCUGCUAACAACUAGCAAUCAAGUUAAUUGGACAUAUGCCGGAGAUGGUUCGUUAUAUAAUGUUACUGUAACGAAUGGUGGUAGUGAUCUAUGGACAUGGCAAUUGUUACGAGAUGUUUCCAAUUGGGGUAUUUGGAAAGUAUUCGGACAAACUGAUGAACCAUAUAACGGUGUUGUUAGCGGUAAUGAUGUUUAUGGUACAUUUGUUUACUUACUUGCAAUUGCCUUCGUAUUGAUAUCAAAUAUACUUCUUGUAAAUGUUCUCAUUGCGAUGUUUAAUGUGACCAUUCAACGUAUACUUGAUCGAUCGCGUAUCAUUUGGAGACAUCAACGAUUCUUGCUAAUUUAUGAAUACAGCGAACGACCAGUAUUGCCUGCUCCGUUGAACGUCUGUUACUAUCCAGUUAAAUUCAUAAUAUAUCUCUGGCGUCUUUGUUGUUGUGAACGUCCAUGUGUAUCAUCUCGAGUCACCCAAAGUACUGGUGAAACUAAAGAUAUAUAA